Molecule: messenger RNA, 3209 nt
Organism: Marchantia polymorpha subsp. ruderalis
Lineage: Eukaryota; Viridiplantae; Streptophyta; Marchantiopsida; Marchantiales; Marchantiaceae
Source: the annotation of a GenBank genome assembly
AGACUCCAAACGAAGGGGAGCACGGAAGACCAAAUGCAUCGCAGCUCGCUCUUCUUGCGGAGCUGAAGCUGGGCCAGGGCGGAGCAGGCCAAGCCAGGGGAGGGGACGAUCGACCGGGAGCCUCUUCAUGUGUCUACUUACUUGCACCUCGGCAGCAGAUUCAUCGACUUCGGUCGAGGCGAGAAAGAUCGAUCCUUGGCGAAAGAGAACAGCUGAGCCAGACAUUUCUGGGCGAGACGAUCUACCGAUUGAGCGAGAUAGCGAGCUAGCUAGCUCGCGAGUCAGAGAGAGAGAGCAGAAGCAGGCGAUCUGUGGCGAGGUGCCGGGUUCGGGAGAUUCGGUCUUAGCGAUACAGCAUAAGGAGUAGCAGAAGGGGCGUAGAGUAGGUAGAAUGUGGUGAUGGAGGAAAGAGCAGAGCUGUGCAAUGUGCAAGGGUCGCUCCGGAGAAGUGUUCGUCGUGAUGUGCUGCGGUGUUCUAUUGGAGAGAUUAGAACGUGCUGAGCAUCCGGAUUCAUAUUGAAGCUCGUGUGCCUCGUUGGUCAUUUCUCUCGGGUUCUGGAACAGAUGAGUACAGAAGUUGAUUACUGAGGUGAGCACCGAAGUUUUUUCUCAAGGAAGGAAUGUCUUGGCAUCCGGAUAUUGCCAACACUGGAAUUCGUGAGAUUUCUAGACUGGGAAGGCACUUGCCUGACACCUCUUUGAGUUCAUUUAUGCAAUAGAAGUAGGUCUGCUCCGAUCAACUGUUCAUCAAAUGUCUUGGUCGUUCUUCUAUCAUCAUGAAUUCACACGGUGACAACCACGGUUGAUAGAGUGCGUUGGAAACUGAAGAGACGAAAUGAUCAGCUCGGAAGCAGGCAGGCAGGCGAAGACGCUGUGAAAGACAGGUGAUGCUGAGUAGAGUCGCGAACAGGGACGGACGAGAGUAGCUCGGAGGCGGGGAGCAGGCAGAUGAAUGAUUCGAACAGCAGCAGCCCUAGCGCUAGGCCCAGCGCGAGGAAUGGAGAGGAGCAGCCUCUCUUCAAGAAGCCACGUCUGGACGUUUCCCUGGUGAUUCCGCCAGAGUUCCAGUGCGACGAUGGUUCUGUUAUACUGAGAAACUGUGAUAGGAUCACACUCGAGGAUGGCAAGGGCCCCGAGUUCUUGUCUGAGAGCAUGGGCGAGUGCAGUACGUGUGGUGACACGGGGUUUCAGACUGAGCUCUUUCGCUGCACCAAGUGCUCCGUCCGCCUUCAGCAUACGUACGCCCUUCCUUCACCUUUUAUCAUCCAACCUCAUGCUGCCUGACUGCUGGAUGGACGGAUCAUUCGCUGGAUAUCGAUCUUCUAGGGGUUAGACUUUUCGAGAUAGGCUCUGCUCCCACAGUUGGAUGUCGACCACCAUCUUGACCAUUGUCUCCGCAAGGAUCUGAGCGAAAGGGUAAGGCUUAUGUCAAUCCACGACAAGCCGCGAGCAUAGGCUAGGCAGCUGCACGGGAUUUGUGGGUUCAAUCGAGUGAUCACUCGAUUGGCCGCCGCAGCAUAUGCACAAAUUUGGUUUGAGUCGAGAGUCGUGUGAAUGAGAGAUUGUGUGUCGGAUCGAAUGCUCACGGUUGUGCUCGGGCCUGCCUCGAAUUCCUGGCAGAUACUGCAGCAACUCGUACAAUCCGCGCAAGCGAUGGUUCAUCGGGCUGUGCAAUUGGUGCGAGGUGGAAGCUCCCCGCACGACAACUCCGGGCGGAUCGAGGCAGGCGGCGCCAUCGCCAUCGCCCGCGGGCAAACGCGACAGCCACAAUGGCGCGACCUGGGGAGCAGAGAGGAGGACCGCCGUCGACUGCCUGCUCGGCGCAGCCCUGCGGCUUCCGAGCGCCGGGCUGCGCAACAUGGAAGAUCUGCUGCCGCAGGGCAGCCGGGGCUCGGCCAAGGGCAGCAGCCGGUCGCCGUCCUUCGACACGGUCGAGAAGGCCAAGCGAUCGGGCCCCAGCUGCGACAGCGCCGUCAAAGCCUUCACCAAGCGCUCCUCCAGCGCCAGCCCCAGCCCCAGCGUUAGCGCCAGCGCCUCCCCGGCCGUUGGCGCGGACGCGGGCGAGAAGGCGCCGGCCGUUGGAGCGUGUCACCACCACGCCGACGAGAAGCCCGUUGUGUCGAAGAGACCGCAUGCACCUCCGAAUCCCGCCGGUCACCACAUGAAGCCGUCGUCGACUGGCGCGGGCGCGGCGAGAAAGCACGAGGGCGAGAGGGGGCCGUCGCCGACGUUGGGCGCCAGGAAGUCGCCAUCGGUGGGUGGGCAUGUGUCGAAGACGAGGAAGUCGCCGGGCAUCGGUGACUACGAUGACAAAUCCGAGACCACUGUGGAUAAUAGCAUCCAGAUGAACAGCAGCAGGCGCUCGCCCGGCGGAUGUGCGAACGCGGUGGUGGCGAUGGCUGUGAAGAGCGAGGGAGGAGAGCCUGGGGACGCGAGAGGCAAGGACGAGUCGUCCCGGGGGAGUGGGUGUGGCGACAGAUCCAAGGCGGCAGUCGGUGGUCAGGACUCGGGCAGGCGUGAGGGUUCCGGCAAUGGCCUCAAGAGGGCGCAUGCCGAUGUUGCUGGAGGAUCGAUGAGAGGAGCGGCUGCUUCUGCUGCUGCGCGCGGCGAUCGCAAGAGCCCGAUCUGCAGCGAGAGUAGCGCUGGAGAAUCGGAUUGCUCCAAUGUUACUGAGGUGCAGAGAAGUGAUGGGCACGGGAGUAGUUCUAGAGAUGUCUCUUUGAGAAAGUCGCAAAGUUUUAAAUCGAACGCACAGGCGCGGCCCGUGAGACCCAAUUUAAUCAUCGGGAAGUCUGGUGCGAUCGACACAUCCAAGACCCCGAAGAAAGUUGUGGAUCUCAAGGAUCCCAAGCUUCGAAGAUCCUCGAAUUCCCCGAGGGUCACAGGUGCCCAUUUCAAAUGUUUAUCGGACAUCUUAUGUUAACCAGUUUAUCUGAAAUUGAUCGAUUUGAUCGAUAGGUAGAUGAUAAGCAAGCAAAUGCGCAUGAGGGCGGCGGGCUCUCCCGAAUGUUGAGGGAUCGAACGUCCGACCGACCAGUCAUGGUUGCCAGGCGAUGCCAAUAGUUAGGCGUUGUAUCAUAGUUUAGAACAGACGGUCGGUCGUUACGGAUACUCACUUUUGUCAAGUUUUGAUCUAGUAGGAGAUCGGAAUGUAAAUAUCAAGAUGUUUGACUCAACCCGAAUUGUCAUUGUAUCGUUCGCCUGACAGC